Molecule: messenger RNA, 8048 nt
Organism: Boleophthalmus pectinirostris (great blue-spotted mudskipper)
Lineage: Eukaryota; Metazoa; Chordata; Actinopteri; Gobiiformes; Gobiidae
Product: kinesin-1 heavy chain
Biological process (GO): microtubule-based movement
Molecular function (GO): ATP binding; microtubule binding; microtubule motor activity
Source: RefSeq, a predicted model, not a curated record
UACGGCGGUGACGUCACGCAGUGGUGCACCGGGGCGGGGCGCGGUGACGUCAUGUGCUCCGUUCUCGCCGCUGUCAUGGCCUCCGCUCCGACCGCGCUGUAAACGCUCCCGAACCACAGCCGAAACGCAGCCAGAACGCGCCCGAACCCGCGACCCGGUCCUUUCCCGACGCCCAGAGAGGGAGCGAGGGUCCCGGGCUCCCGUCCGUCCCCUGGCCGCCGCCCCCGGAGACCCUCCUGACGCCGCCGCUCGUUCCGUCGCCGCGCUGAGCUCCGCGAACCGAAGAAGAUGGCGGACCCGGCGGAGUGCACCAUCAAAGUGAUGUGCCGUUUCAGGCCCCUGAACAGCUCCGAGGUCACCCGCGGAGACAAGUACAUCCCCAAGUUCCAGGGAGAGGACACGGUGGUGAUCGGGGGAAAGCCGUACAUGUUCGACAGGGUUUUCCAGUCCAGCACCACACAGGAGCAGGUGUACAACGCCUGCGCCCAGAAGAUCGUCAAAGAUGUGCUCGAGGGAUACAACGGGACCAUCUUCGCGUACGGCCAGACGUCCUCGGGAAAAACCCACACGAUGGAGGGGAACCUUCACGACACGGACUCCAUGGGCAUAAUCCCGAGAAUCGUCCAGGACAUCUUCAAUUACAUCUACUCCAUGGACGAGAACCUGGAGUUUCACAUCAAGGUGUCGUAUUUUGAAAUUUAUUUGGACAAGAUCCGAGACCUUCUGGACGUGUCCAAAACAAACCUGUCUGUUCACGAGGACAAGAACCGCGUCCCCUACGUCAAGGGAUGCACUGAGCGUUUCGUGUGCAGCCCAGAUGAGGUCAUGGACACCAUCGACGAGGGGAAGUCCAACCGCCACGUCGCCGUCACAAACAUGAACGAGCACAGUUCCAGGAGCCACAGUAUUUUCCUGAUAAACGUCAAACAGGAAAACACUCAGACAGAACAGAAGCUCAGCGGGAAGCUCUACCUGGUGGACUUGGCCGGCAGCGAGAAGGUGAGUAAAACCGGAGCAGAAGGAGCCGUCCUGGACGAGGCCAAAAACAUCAACAAGUCUCUGUCGUCUCUGGGGAACGUCAUCUCCGCUCUGGCCGAAGGAACCGCGUACAUCCCGUACAGAGACAGUAAAAUGACGCGGAUCCUGCAGGACUCUCUGGGGGGAAACUGUCGCACCACCAUCGUGAUCUGCUGCUCGCCGUCCUCCUACAACGAGGCCGAGACCAAGUCCACGCUCAUGUUCGGACAGAGGGCGAAGACGAUCAAGAACACGGUGACGGUGAACAUCGAGCUGACGGCCGAGCAGUGGAAACAGAAAUACGAGAGAGAAAAAGAGAAGAACAAAACUCUGAGGAACACCAUCACCUGGCUGGAGAACGAGCUCAACCGCUGGAGGAACGGGGAGAGCGUUCCUCUGGAGGAGCAGUUCGAUAAAGAAAAGGCCAAAGAGGAGGUUCUGGCUCUGGACAACAUCAUGAACGAGAAGGCGGCGUCCACCCCCAACAUGCCCGGAGUUCGACUCACCGACGUCGAGAAGGACAAGUGUGAGGCCGAGCUCGCCAAACUCUACAAGCAGCUCGACGACAAGGACGAGGAGAUAAACCAGCAGAGCCAACUCGCAGAGAAACUGAAACAACAGAUGUUGGACCAGGAGGAGCUGCUGGCGUCUUCGCGCAGGGACCACGAGAACCUCCAGGCCGAGCUGAACCGUCUGCAGGCCGAGAACGAGGCGUCCAAGGAGGAGGUGAAGGAAGUUCUCCAGGCUCUGGAGGAACUCGCCGUCAACUACGACCAGAAGAGCCAAGAGGUGGAGGACAAGACCAAAGAGUUUGAGCUGAUCAGCGAGGAGCUCAGCCAGAAGUCUUCCGUGUUGUCGUCUCUGGACUCGGAGCUGCAGAAGUUGAAGGAAAUGUCCAACCACCAGAAGAAGAGAGUGACUGAGAUGAUGUCGUCUCUGCUCAAGGACCUGGCCGAGAUCGGCAUCGCGGUGGGCAGCAACGACAUCAAGCACGACGGGGGCAGCGGGCUGAUAGACGAGGAGUUCACGGUGGCUCGUCUCUACAUCAGUAAGAUGAAGUCUGAGGUGAAGUCGAUGGUGAAACGCUGCAAACAACUGGAGAGCUCCCAGUCCGAGAGCAACAAGAAGAUGGACGAGAGCGACAAGGAGCUCGCCGCCUGCCAGCUGCGCAUCUCACAGCACGAGGCGAAGAUCAAGUCCCUGACGGAGUAUCUCCAGAACGUGGAGCAGAAGAAGCGUCAGCUGGAGGAGAGCGUGGACUCUCUGAACGAAGAGCUCGUCAAACUCAGCGCGCAGGAGAAAGUUCACGCCAUGGAGAAAGAAAACGAGAUCCAGACAGCCAACGAAGUCAAGGCGGCGGUGGAGAAGCAGAUUCAUUCUCAUCGUGAGGCUCAUCAGAAACAGAUCAGCAGCCUGAGAGACGAACUCGACCACAAAGAGAAACUCAUCACAGAACUGCAGGAUCUGAACCAGAAGAUCAUGCUGGAGCAGGAGCGACUGAGAGUGGAGCACGAGAAACUCAAGUCCACGGACCAAGAGAAGAGCCGCAAACUGCACGAGCUCACGGUGAUGCAGGACCGCCGGGAGCAGGCUCGGCAGGACCUCAAGGGCCUGGAGGAGACAGUGGCCAAAGAGCUGCAGACUUUACACAACCUGAGGAAGCUGUUCGUGCAGGACCUGGCCACGCGUGUCAAGAAGAGUGCAGAGAUGGACUCAGACGACACCGGGGGCAGUGCUGCGCAGAAACAGAAGAUUUCUUUUCUGGAGAACAAUCUGGAACAACUCACCAAGGUCCACAAACAGCUGGUGCGUGACAACGCGGACCUGCGCUGCGAGCUUCCGAAGCUGGAGAAGCGUCUGAGAGCGACGGCCGAGCGCGUCAAAGCUCUGGAGUCGGCGCUGAAGGAGGCGAAGGAGAACGCCGCUCGAGACCGCAAACGCUACCAACAGGAAGUGGACCGCAUCAAGGAGGCCGUGCGCGCCAAGAACAUGGCACGCCGAGGGCACAGCGCACAGAUCGCUAAGCCGAUCCGCCCGGGGCAGCAGCCGGUGGCGUCUCCCACUCACCCAAACAUGAACCGCUCCACCGGAGGAUUCUACCAGAACAGCCAGAGCGUGUCCAUCCGAGGAGGCAGCAAACCCGACAAGAACUGAAGUUCGUCUGAAGUCGCCACAGAAGCUCGGCCAAUCCCGUCGUCCACCGCCAGGGCGAGGCUCCUCCCCCGACCCGCGCGAGGCUCCUCCCCCCCAAAAAAACCCAUAUAAAUAUAUAAAUAAGAAUCCUCCGUCUGUACAGCCCCUCCUCACGCUCCUCACGCUCUGACCCCUGACCCCCCCCCCCCGACCCCUCUGACCCCCCCCUUGACCUCUGACCCCUGACCGUGUGUAGCUUCAGUUCUCGCUCGUGUUUCUUCGGCACGUUUUCGCCGUCGCUUUGGGGGUUUUUUGUUUUGUGUUUUUUUUUCGUUUUCGCGCCGUUACUUCUGAAUGUACCGGAAUCCAAACUCGAGAGCUUCGUCUGCCGGUUUCGACGCCGGCGGCGGGUUUAAAGCUGCACCGUGUAACUUUCCCCGUGAGUGAGGAGGAGGAGGGUCUGCUGCCGCCGGGACUAAACCAGGACUAAACCGGGAUUUUUAAAAAUGGAGCCAGGUCUAAACUUGGUCUAAAUUAGGUUGAAAACUAGGUCUAAACUAGGUCUAAACUAGGUCUAAACACUAGGUCUGAACUAGGCCUGAACUUGGCGUAAAAUUGGUCUAAACUUGGCCUAAAUCUGACCUAAACCUGGUCUAAACUUGGCCUAAAUCUGACCUAAACCUGGUCUAAACCUGGUCUAAACCUGGUCUAAACCUGGUCUAAACUUGGCCUAAACUUGGCCUAAACUUGGCCUAAACUUGGCCUAAACUUGGCCUAAACUUGGCCUAAACCUGGUCUAAUCCUGGACUUUUUAAAAACAGAUUUGGUCUGUGUUUCUUCGUCGUCCUCAGUUUUUCUCUCAUCCUCAACAUUCCCUUUCAAAAUAAAAUCCUCGGAAUACUGAGUGGAAAUGUUCCAGAGUGCGGCUUUAAACCCGAGCGAACGGGUCGAACCUAGGACAGCGGGACGCGGAUUUUCGUUUUUCGCUCUCGUCGCCGCCAAGACUUUGGAUCCUCCGACCUUCUCCGCUCUUCUCGGACUUCCUCCCGCGCUUCGGAAAAACGGUUCCCGAAGCGGAUUUUCCCGGCGGCGCUCCGGACGGAACCGCGCCGACGAAAAAAGAAGGAAUUGUAGAUAGAAAAACACUUAUUUAUUCUUAUUCUUAUUAUCACAUGAACGAGGAAAACGAGGAGGAAGAGGAGGAGGCUGCGUCCCAUUUCUCUUUCCUCGAUUCCUUCUCCUUGAUCCCAAAGCUCCGAGGAGACUGGGGAAGGAAACGACAAAGGAGGAAACAGAAGGAAGCAACAGAGGAGGAGGAGGAGAGGGAAGGAAGCGACAGAGGAGGAAGUGAGAGAUGGAAGGAAACGACAAAGGAGGAGGAGAGGAAAGGAAGCGACAGAGGAGGAGGAGGCGAGGGAAGGAGGUUUAACUGUGUAAAAUAAUCCAGAAUUUGGCUUUAAAACUAAGGAACUAGGAAAGGUUGCCACAUUCACCCUCCUCCCUCCGCGCUUCUCCUCCUCUCUUCUCUCCUUUCCUUUUCUCUCUUCUCUCCUUUCCUCGCCUCCUUUCUCCUCUCUCCUUUCCUCUCCUCUCCUCCUUUCUUCUUUCCUUCUUUCCUCGCCUCUUCUCUCCUCGCCUCCUUUCUUUUCUCCUCUUUCCUCCUCCUCUCUACUCUCCUUUCCUUUUCUCUCCUCUCUUCUCUCCUUUCCUCUUCUCUCCUCGCAUCGUCUCUCCUCUUCUCCCUUCUUCUCUCCUCCUUUCUUCUUUCCUCCCCUCCCCUCCUCCUCUCUCCAUUCCUCCUUUCUCUUAUCCUCUUCUCCUUGCCUCCUUUCUUCCUCUCCUCCCUUUGUCUCCUCUUUCGCCGGAACUUCCUCGCUCAUUUCCUCCAGAAUCAAUCCGAAGGAAACGAGAAAUGUCUCCUCGCCUCCUCGUCUCCUCGUCUCCUCGUCUCCUCCCUCUCACCGUGAGGUUGCGGGUUAGACUCCUCGUUAAAAACACCUAAAAACAAACAAACGUCAAAAAAACCAAAACAAAACAAAAAAAAAAAAAAAACAUUGUCCGUUUUUUCCUUCCUCACAUUUCCCGUCGUUUUCCUCCCACUCUUUUUUUUCCCGUCGUUUCGCGAUUAUUUUCAGGAUCUCUGAGUUCGUUUUUUUUUUUUUACGGAAAACGUAAAAAAAAAAAAAAAAAAAAAAAAAGGCUCGGUGAUUGGUCGGGGGGAGCCGCUGAUCGACCAAUCAGACGCGCCGACACUGGCCUCACCGUCUCUGAGGAUGAAGGGUAUUUAAAUAGGCGUAGGACCUUGUGUCGUUCGAUUUUUAGCGUGUUUUUUUUUUUUUUCGUUUUUCUCGUUUUUUUUCACACGAUUUUGAGUUUUCCGUUUGUCGUUGUUUUGUUUUUGUUGUUUUUUUCGGCGGUUUCGUGUCGUGCCCCUUUUCGUCUUUCACGUCGUAAAGCCCAGAAUGAAAACGAAACAACACUAGUGCAAUAUACUGUAACGUACACUGUAGUCUCACGCCGACCGUUUUACCGCCGCCACCACGGAAACGACGACCGGCGCGGAAACAACGCCGUUUAUUUAAAACGUCGAGUGUCGUUCGAAAAAUAAGAAACGAAAAAGAAAAAAAAAAAAACGACGAUUUUCUUCAUUUUCUCCAAAACUGAAAUGAAAAAACUGAUGAUGGACUAAACCGGGACUAAACCAGGUCUGGACCAGGACUAGACCAAGAUUAGACCAGGACUAAUCCGGGACUAGACCAGGUCUAAACCAGGACUAAACCAGGACUAAACCAGGACUAAACCAGGACUAAUCCGGGACUAGACCGGGACUAGACCAAGAUUAGACCAGGACUAGACUAAGAAUAGACUGGGACUGAGACCGGGACUGGAACCAGGACUAGACCAGGACUAAGCCAGGACUAAACCAAGACUAGACCAGGACUGGAACCAGGACUAGACCAAGACUAAACUGGGACUGGAACCAGGACUGGACUUGAGUCUGGGACUUGAGACCAGGACUGAGAAUGGGACCUGGUUCAAUCCCGGUUCAGUUCUGAGAUCUCGGUCUCGGUCUGGUCCCAGGCUCAGUCCUGGUCUGAUCCCGGUCUUGGUCUCGAUCCUGGUCCUGAUCUCUGUCUCAGUCCUGGUCUUGGUCUCAGUCCUGGUCUGGUCCCAGUCUCAGUCCUGGUCUGGUCUUGGUCUGGUCUCAGUCUCAGUCUUGAUCUGGUCCCGGUCUCAGUCCUGGUCUGGUCUUGGUCUGGUCUUGGUCUCAGUCCCGGUCCGGUCUCAGUCCCGGUCUCAGUCCCGGUCUCAGUCCCGGUCUGAUCUUGAUCUGGUCCCGGUCUCAGUCUCAGUCUUAUUCUGGUCUAGUCCUGGUCUCAGUCCUGGUCUCAGUCCUGGUCUAGUCCUGGUUUAGUUUUGGAGACAAAUGAAGAAAAUCGUCGUUUUCUUUUCUUUUUUUUUCUUUCUUAUUUUCAUUUUUAUUUUGAAAAACGACUGAACGAACGACACAGAUUCAAACUCCCUAAAGAUUCAAAAGUCAAAAACAUCGUAGAAAAAAACGUAGUGAAAAAAGAAAAAGUCGUCGUUGAGUUUGUGGUUUUGUGGUUUUUUGGUUUUUCGGUCGGUUUGUGGACGAGGUUUUUUUUUUCACUCUGUACAGUCGAAUGUAAGAAACAAACGAGCACCAACGAAAACUCUGAGACCACAGAAGGUUCCAGAAGGUCUCAAGGGUCGUUUUUUUUAAACCGAGGGCCUGGCCGCACCGACACGCCACAGUCCCGGGUCUGGACCGGGUCUGGACCAGUUUUAAACCAAUUUUAAACCAGUUUUAAACCAGAUCUGGACCAGUUUUGAUCCAGGUCUUGGCUAGAUCUGGAGCAGGUCUGAGCCAGGUCUGAACCAAGUCUGGGCCAGGUCCAAACCAGGUCUAAGACAGAACUAAGAUGGAUCUAAACCAGUUUUGAGCCGGGGCUGAGCCAGAUCUAAACCCGGUCUGGACCCGGUCUGGACCCGGUCUAAACCAGGACUUUUAAAAAUUGAGUUGGUCUUUAUUUCUCAGUCCUGCUCCUCAGAUUUUCUCAAGAAUGAAUAAAUUUAAACCAGUUUGAGCCAGAUCUAAACCGGAUCUGGACAGAGACUAAACUAAAACGGGACUAAUCCGGGUCUAAACCAGGUCUAAACCAGGUCUGGACCAGGUCUAAACCGGGACUUUUAAAAAAUGGAAUCGUUUUUUGUUUUUGUUUUUUUAAUUUCUGAGUCGUGCUUGUCAGAUUUUCUCUCCGCGUCUCGUCACGAAAAAAUUCACUUUUAAAAUAAUAAAGUUUCAAGAUUCGCGUCGCCAGAUUGAAGGUUCGCGUCGCCAGAUCGAAGGUUCGCGUCGCCAGAUCGAAGGUUCGCGUCGCCAGAUCCAGGGUUCGCGUCGCCAGAUCCAGGGUUCGCGUCGCCAGAUCGAAGGUUCGCGUCGCCAGAUCCAGGGUUCGCGUCGCCAGAUCCAGGGUUCACGUUGCCAGGCACUCGGACAAACCUGUAGAUUAGCCCCACACUUUGAACGUUUGAGCCGUUUAAUGCACUUGCACCACACGGAAACACUCCCGGCUGCUGCGAACGCUAAAUAUUUGAGAUGUAAUUAUUAUUAUUAUUAUUAUUAUUAUUUUUCUUUUGUUUUCUGGACCUCAAAGUUUCACCAAAACUGGACGCUCGGCAGUCUGUAUCGUGUAGUGUGGCCUGAAUCUCGAUAAAACUCUAACUUAAACUAAAUAGUAGCCAUGUUUUUAUUACUGUGUAAUAGUCGGUGCGUGUGACGGUUUGGGAGAGAAUCAUUCCUACGGGGCACAGGGACAGAAGAAGAAGCAUGUUGUAAAUGUACCUGUGAUAAAUAAAUAAUUAUGACAAACGUU